AUGCAAUCAGAGGCGGGUCACGUUGAGCACAUCUGGAUCAUUACGGGUCCUGCAGGAUGUGGAAAGACAACCGUUGCCCAGUACCUCGCGAAAGAGCUGUCGUGGCCGUACGUGGAGGGCGAUGAUUUCCACUCGCCAGCCAAUAAGCAGAAGAUGGCUUCUGGCAUCCCACUCACCGAUGCAGACCGUUGGGACUGGCUCAUCACUCUCAGAGAGGAGGCCAUUCGACGCCUCCAGACCUCCAGCUCUGUCAUUGUCACCUGUUCCGCCCUGAAGCGUAAAUACCGAGACGUCAUUCGUGUCGCAAACUACGAACAUCCCUCCGUGCAAGUCCAUUUUAUCUACCUCAAGGUCGACGAACACACUUUGCAGAAGCGCGUUGCCGAGCGCGAGGGUCACUAUAUGAAAGAAAGCAUGGUCCACAGUCAAAUGGCGGCAUUGGAAGAACCCGAGGAGGAAAUGGAAUGGGACGUCCUGGAAGUGGAUGUUAGAGACGAUAAAGAGAAAGUCCAGCAAAACACACUCGAUCUUGUCAAGCAAAAGUUGAAGGAGUAUGAAGAUCAUGCCGGACAACGCAGCUGA
Messenger RNA from Capronia coronata CBS 617.96, 582 nucleotides. Its product is annotated as shikimate kinase. The record is from RefSeq and is a predicted model, not a curated record. Gene Ontology annotation, cellular component: cytoplasm. NCBI's taxonomy places the organism in Eukaryota, Fungi, Ascomycota, Eurotiomycetes, Chaetothyriales, Herpotrichiellaceae. The transcript is spliced from 2 exons. The coding region runs from base 1 to 582 and encodes 193 amino acids. Gene Ontology annotation, molecular function: gluconokinase activity.